AUGAACCCUCACAAAAUUUUACUAUUAAUUUUUAUUGCGUUAUGGCAACCUGCUGUGCAAUAUGCCUUUUUAAAUAGGUUUUACAGAAGCUAUCACGAACAAUCAUUGCGCACUCAGAUUGAAUCGCACAGCGCGAAGUACAAAUAUGAGAUUAAAACAAUUGAUAUGCCAGUGGAUCACUUUAGCUUCUCAGUAUUAGAUACAUUUAAAUUACGGUAUCUUCUAAAUAAUACGUGGCAAAAGACAAAAAAUGCACCUAUUUUCUUUUAUACUGGGAAUGAAGGUAACAUUGAAACUUUUGCUCAAAAUACAGGUUUUAUGUGGGACAUAGCACCAGAAUUUGGAGCUUUACUAAUUUUUGCUGAACAUCGUUACUAUGGAGAAUCUAUGCCUUACAAUAAUAAGUCUUAUGCAGAUUUGAAUCAUUUGGGAUAUUUAACAUCUCAACAAGCCCUUGAGGAUUAUGUUAAUCUGAUUCAAUAUUUGAGAUCUAAAUCAGAAUAUAAGCACAGUCCUGUCAUAGUUUUUGGUGGUUCGUAUGGUGGUAUGCUUAGUGCAUGGAUACGCAUGAAAUAUCCUCAUAUUGUACAAGGGUCAUUUAGUGGAGUUACAGAAUGUGAAGCUUUUCUACGCAUAGUUACAUCAGAUUUUAAAACAGCUCAUUCAAAUUGUCCAAAACUUAUUCGUAAAUCAUGGAAUGUUAUUCACAAUAUAACAUCAAGCGACAAAGGGAAAAAAUGGUUGUCAGAUAAUUGGAAGUUAUGUCAACCAUUAAAAAAUACAAGUGAUGUCGAGCAAUUAAUUUCUUAUUUGGAAGAUAUUUAUACAAACCUUGCUGUAGUAAAUUAUCCAUAUAAAGCCAAUUUCUUGGCACCAUUACCUGCCUAUCCUGUUAAUGCUGUAUGCAAACAUUUAACAAAUCAAUCACUCGCAGGAACAGAAUUGCUGACAGCAAUACACAAAGCAAUUAAUAUAUUCACUAAUUAUACUAGUGAAACAAAGUGUUUAAAUUUAAAUGAUUCUACACCUGAGCUGGGCGCUAUUGGAUGGUCUUUUCAAGCUUGUACAGAAAUGGUGAUGCCAAUAUGUUCAGAUGGAGUAAAUGACAUGUUUGAACCUCGUCCAUGGAAUUUGGAUGAAUAUACCAAAGAUUGCGUAAAACAAUAUUCAGUAAAACCACAACCAAAUCUAGUGUGCGAACAAUACGGAUGUAAAGACCUAUCUACCGCAACAAAUAUUAUUUUCAGCAAUGGUUUAAUGGACCCGUGGUCUAGUGGGGGAGUAUUACGAAACUUAUCAUCUUCAGCAGUAGCUGUGAUAAUACCAGAAAGUGCACAUCAUCUUGAUUUGAGAAGCAGCGAUGCCAAUGAUCCGUACAGUGUUGUUUUAGCACGGAAAUAUCAUCGCUUUUUUAUUAGGAAAUGGAUUGAAGAAUAUCGAGAUAAAGACAAAAGUUAUUAACUAAACGUUUAUAUUAUAUUUAAGAAUCUUUCCUAAAGAAAGAUAGGAAACUUUAA
Messenger RNA from Heterotrigona itama, 1517 nucleotides. The record is from the annotation of a GenBank genome assembly. NCBI's taxonomy places the organism in Eukaryota, Metazoa, Arthropoda, Insecta, Hymenoptera, Apidae.